Molecule: messenger RNA, 1824 nt
Organism: Ochotona princeps (American pika)
Lineage: Eukaryota; Metazoa; Chordata; Mammalia; Lagomorpha; Ochotonidae
Gene: NEUROD6
Product: neuronal differentiation 6
Exons: 1
Coding region: 22-1035 (337 amino acids)
Biological process (GO): nervous system development; regulation of DNA-templated transcription
Molecular function (GO): protein dimerization activity
Source: RefSeq, a predicted model, not a curated record
GUAAUUUAAGAGUAGAGAACCAUGUUAACACUACCGUUUGACGAGUCUGUUGUAAUGCCAGAGUCCCAGAUGUGCAGAAAGUUUGCUAGAGAAUGCGAGGACCAGAAGCAGAUUAAGAGACCAGACAGCUUUUCCAAGCAAAUUGUCCUUCGAGGAAAGAGCAUCAAAAGGGCCCCUGGAGAAGAAACCGAAAAAGAGGAGGAGGAGGAAGACAGGGAAGAGGAAGAUGAAAAUGGGUUGCCCAGAAGGAGGGGUCUUAGGAAAAAAAAGACCACCAAGCUGCGGUUGGAAAGGGUCAAGUUCAGGCGACAGGAAGCUAAUGCGCGGGAGAGGAACAGGAUGCAUGGCCUCAACGACGCUCUGGACAAUUUGAGAAAAGUGGUCCCCUGUUAUUCCAAAACCCAAAAACUGUCCAAGAUAGAGACUUUACGACUGGCUAAAAACUACAUCUGGGCACUUUCCGAGAUCCUGAGAAUUGGCAAGCGACCGGACCUGCUCACGUUCGUCCAGAACUUAUGCAAAGGCCUUUCACAGCCCACGACAAACUUGGUGGCAGGCUGCUUGCAGCUCAAUGCCAGGAGUUUCCUGAUGGGUCAGGGCGGCGAGGCUGCACAUCACACAAGGUCACCCUACUCGACCUUCUACCCACCCUACCACAGCCCUGAGCUCACCACUCCCCCAGGGCAUGGGACUCUGGAGAAUUCCAAGUCUAUGAAACCCUACAAUUACUGUAGUGCGUAUGAAUCCUUCUAUGAAAGCACUUCCCCUGAGUGUGCCAGUCCUCAGUUUGAAGGCCCCUUAAGUCCUCCCCCAAUUAACUAUAAUGGGAUAUUUUCCCUGAAGCAAGAAGAAACCUUGGACUAUGGCAAAAAUUACAAUUACGGCAUGCAUUACUGUGCAGUGCCACCCAGGGGUCCCCUGGGGCAGGGUGCCAUGUUCAGGUUGCCCACUGACAGUCACUUCCCUUAUGACUUACAUCUGCGCGGCCAAUCUCUCACCAUGCAAGAUGAAUUAAAUGCAGUUUUUCAUAAUUAACGAGGAAACUGAAAAUAAACAGUGGUCAUUCACCCCCCCACCCCCCGUCUAAUUAAGACGAGAGCAGCUGCUUGUGGGCGGGGAGUGACUGGCACCACUCUAUCGAAGGUGUUUCCUAGUUGCCCAAGUGUGUUUCAACUAUUGUGAGAAUUUUCUAUGUAAUAAUAAAUCUCUUUUCAUAGGAGAACUUUCCAGUUCUUUUUGUGUGUAAAGCACUGUGAUUCUGUUUCUACUGGAAGGAACUUUUCUUGUUUUGUUUCCUUUACCAUUUGCUUCAUUUGUUGGAACAAAGUGUCUAAGAAUAUACUGUUGAAUAAAGACAUGCAUACAGCUUAACUCCAUGUCUUUUUCAGUUGUACGGUCAUUAUAAAAAUGCAUGUUAUUAAAAUCAGAUGAGUAAACUGGUGUGUCUAUAAUUACCAAGUAUUCUGUAUCACGUAUCUCUUAAAAAUCGGAAUUGUUUAAAUUGUUUAAAGGCUGUCACUGAGCUAACAGUGCUAUUGAGGAUGUGAAACAGUAUACAAAGCGAGGCAGUUUUCAGUUUGGGAAGGACGGGGCUGAAUGCACUCAGUGGGUAAUGAACUCCACUCCUUACGGGCAAGGUGGCAUGACACUGGGGUAGGUGGUGGCAUCAUUUUGGAGCAAUUCUUUCAGUUCUGAAGAGAAAUGAUUUUUUCAGCACUGGUUUCAUGUGGUUCAGAAAUUCUGUGUACAGGUUUGUAAUCACAAGGUUCGACUGGUUUUUUUCUACCCCACAUCUUAGUGGCGAUUAAACUUAAAAAUUUCUAC